This is a messenger RNA of Lolium perenne, 1091 nucleotides long. RefSeq lists its product as uncharacterized. NCBI's taxonomy places the organism in Eukaryota, Viridiplantae, Streptophyta, Magnoliopsida, Poales, Poaceae. The record is from RefSeq and is a predicted model, not a curated record. Gene Ontology annotation, cellular component: cytosol. Gene Ontology annotation, biological process: protein histidyl modification to diphthamide. Gene Ontology annotation, molecular function: metal ion binding.
GUAGGCUCCAACCCUUCUGUCCGAGCGAGACCAGCGGGUAGGGUUACUGCUCGGUCGCCGCCGCCGCCGCCCUCCUUCCGGGACCCCGCCGUCGGUCGCCGACCUUGCCGCGUGGGUUACCUCUGUACCCGAAUCGGCUCGCCGCCUCCCUCUUCUCCAGUAGCCGCCCGACCAAGCCUCCCGGUCGACGCCGCCUUCGGUCCUCCCGCCCCAUCCCCGCCGCCUGGAUCCACUCCUCCAGGGCCGGCACAAGUCGAGCUGCUCAGGCCCUCGUGCACCUGCUGCCCCGCCACCCCAAUCCCCUCCCCUCCAGCCUCUGCAGCAAGCAAGAUGGCAGGCUGACACGUGUGGCAGGGGCUGGCUGGUUGGUGAUCACUUUGAGCUGCGUGCACCUGGGCUGUAGGAUUUCGCCGUGGACUGCUUGCAGAUCCUGGAGGCAGCGUCUCAGGUCUUCCAUUAGUCAGCUAAUCCGUCUCGGUGAACCAACUUCUGCAAAUGCUUCAAGGCAACAGCAUUUCCAACCUGAACACCUUAUAUGAAGUUCUAUCUGUGAGUGAAGAUGCUACAUAUGACGAAAUCCGUGCGGCAUACAAGUCUGCUGCUUUAAGUACACAUCCUGACAAAGCACAGACAACUCUCGAACCAUUUGUGUCUUCCAGUGAGCAGCAUGGGUUUUUUGGUGUACAGGAAGCAUGGGAAAUCCUACGGCAUCCUAAAUCUCGAGCAGAGUACGAUAAACAGCUGCGGUCAUCCAGACAGAGUAUUGAAAUUAUUGCGUCCGAAAUUGAGAUUGAUGAUAUGACUGUUGAAAGUUCCACCGAUGGUGUUGAGCUGUUGUACGAUUGUAGGUGUGGUGAUUAUUUUUCUAUCACUUCUUGUGAACUUGGUGAGAUGGGAAUUUUGGUGGGUGAAGAUGGGGAGAUAGAACUGCAGGCACCUGAUUCUGCGUCGAUCUCUGUUGUUCUGGGCUGUGGCUCAUGUUCUCUUAAAGCACGAUUGGUUAUAAACAAAACUUGAAUACUUGUAUUUACCUCUGGCUGUGUGUUGGUUAGCAAAUAUUAAUUUAAACAAGUUACAUCCCUUUGUUUUUC